UGGUGGACAUUCGCAUGUUGUUCACUUUGUGAUGCAGAUUAGUCUUUGGGCAGCUUUUGUUCUCGUUCGUAGCUGUUGUUUCUUUAAUCUAACUUGAUGACACAUUAGAGGCCAGCCUCUAUUGUAAUUCGCUGUUAGAGAUCGUUUGGAAUCACUAUUCAAAGAAUGUGGCUGAAAAAGGUCAUCAAACUAUCCUGAGCGUUUGGAAAAUAACGGUUGUUAUGGUACACCGCAGCUGCGUGUGAACUAAACUAUCUGGGAAAAAGCAAGAUCGCUGAAUACCUCGAUGUUGUCGGUAUAAAGAAACGGAAACAUCACCAUUGCCUGCGACCUGUAAGCUUAUUUCAUUGAACGGUUGCUAAGUGAGGCUUUUGCACAAUCGUGAUCCACCAAAAGUUUCGGAACAACCAAGUGGUUUUCUUGGCGAAAAUAUUGGUUUGAACCAGUUGUACUUUACAAGAAUUAAUGAAUACGUUAAUGCUUUUAUCUAGACCAUUGAGAACUGAUUUGUUAAGUACUCUUGAGUAAAUUGUAUUUACAUACACAAUGAACUCCUCGCGUCAAAUAACUCAAUAUUCCGACGUUUAGAUGCAUUUUUAAAGAUUGAUUACUAGUUAUUCUGUUUGUGGUUAUUGGAUUUGUGUUUCCAAACGGUGAAAACCUUUGAAAAAAGCAGACUAACAUUUUUCUACAAUGUCACGAAUGAGGACUGGUUUGAGGCCAACAGUACCUACGAGACAUUCUCCAACUAAAUUUCCCCCUGUUAGCAAUGGUUUGAGGUCAAGCUCUUUACCAGGGAGCGCUAACAGUAGAGAACCAGAGUGGGCCAAUGAUAUGGUGAGAGGGAUUCAAUUAAAAACAGCAUCUAAGACACCUUUGGUGGCAGCCCAUUCUCCUAGAAAAACUCCAGUAGGCCUAGAGGAGGUUAAAGCAACUACCUCAGUAAAACAACAUGGGGAAAUGACAUUUUCCAGUUCACAGCAAAGUAUGCGGGAAAGUGCCAAGGAUAAAGAAAUUGAGAAACUGAAGUUAAAAAUCUUAUCACUUCAAAAGCUCAUCGAGCAGCUGCGUGCUGAAAUAAAGGAGAAAACCCAUAAAAUAACAGAAUUGGAGGAGAAGCUCAAAUCACAGGAAGCUGAUUUUGAAGAAAAGAUCAACAAAGUAAAAGCCAUUAUCAGUGAAAAGGAGAAAGAACUCAAUGAGAAGACAAAAGUUAUAAAAAACAAAGAUUUAGCAAUUAAUGAACUGAAAGACAGCUUUCAGAAAGAAAAGGAAGAUAUUACAAAACAAUACGAACUUGAAUUAAACAAGUUGAAAGAGCAACAUCUUCAGGAGCUCACUGAGCGUGAUGGCAAGAUGAAAAUCUUAAAGAUGCACAUGGCUGAUGCUCUUAAGGAUAAUUCCCGGGAGAGGCAAGUACAGCUUGAAGAACUCACAAAGGAGCUUAAAAGAGUUACGGAAGAAACUGAUGUGUUGAAAUCCAAACUGCAGUCAAUGAAAUCAUCAAAUCAGGGCAAGUGUCCAAACUGUUUUGUAAUGGAGAGACAACUCCAAUCAAAAAUUCUUGAACUGAGAGACAAAGAAGUUGUAACCAUUGAGAUGCAGCAGUUGUGUGCAAAAAUGGAACAGCAACUUGUGCAACAGGACCAACUUUUGCGUCAAUGGGCAAAAAAUAAAGGAAAGCCAGUCAGGUGAUAAAUGAGAUUGCAUGCAUCUGAAAUAAAUACAAUUAUUGACUACUUAGAAAAUUUGAUUGCCUAUGAAAAUAUUUAUACCCAUACGGUAGCUUUUUAUUUAAUUAAGCAAUGUAUAAUUUUAGGUGUGUAAUGUAAAAGCUCUUUAUAACUUACACUAGCGUUAAGUCUUUUGAGAUUGUAACCUCUCAAAUACCUAUCAGAGACUUAGCUUGGGAAAUUGGCUAUCACUUGCAAGGCAUAAUGUAGACAUAACUUAAGCCAAUUUCCAACUUAAUUUCAGUCUGUUAAUAACAGGAAGUCUCUAAAACAAAGGGUUAAUCUUUGUCCAGCCUUGUCUUUUUUAUUGUCAUCAAGAUCCCACAAAAACCACUACCUAGAAAAUAUGCAGGAUACC
Messenger RNA from Pocillopora damicornis (cauliflower coral), 2091 nucleotides. RefSeq lists its product as uncharacterized. Lineage: Eukaryota; Metazoa; Cnidaria; Anthozoa; Scleractinia; Pocilloporidae. The record is from RefSeq and is a predicted model, not a curated record.